Myodes glareolus (Bank vole) is the source of this 1560-nucleotide messenger RNA. Lineage: Eukaryota; Metazoa; Chordata; Mammalia; Rodentia; Cricetidae. The record is from RefSeq and is a predicted model, not a curated record.
GUGACCUACAAUGAUGUGCAUGUCGACUUCAGUUGGGAAGAAUAGGUUCUGUUGGAUCUCUCCCAGAAGAGCCUGUACAAAGAUGUGAUGCUGGAGACCUACAGGAACCUAACUGCUAUAGGGUACAGUUGGAAAGACCAUAACAUUGAAGAACAUUGCCAAAAUUCUAGAAGACAUGGAAGGUAUGAAAGAAGUCAUUCUGGAGAGAAACCCUCUGAAUAUACUCAAUGUGUUAAAGCCUCUGUAUAUCACAGUCAUCUUCAAAGACAUGAAAGAAUUCAUACUGGAGAGAAACUCCAUGGAGGUAUUCAGUGUGAUAAAAUCUCUGGACGUCACAGUAUGCUCCAGAUACAUAAACAAACACAUAGUAGCGAGAAACCCUAUGAAUGUAAUCAGUGUGGAAAAGCCUUUUCAAGACUUGGUCAUCUUCAAACACAUAAAAGAACACACACCGGAGAGAAACCCUAUGAAUGUAACCAGUGUGGUAAAACAUUUGCAUAUCACUGUUAUAUUCAAAUACAUAAAAGAACACAUACUGGAGAGAAACCAUAUGAAUACAAUCAAUAUGGUAAAGAUUUUGCCUAUCACAGUAAUCUUCAAAUACAUAAAAGAACACAUACUGGAGAAAAACCUUAUGAAUGUAAUCAGUGUUGUAAAGCCUUUGCACACAACAGUGCUCUCCAAAUACAUAAAAGAACACAUAGUAGGGAGAAACCUUAUCAAUGUAAUCAGUGUGGUAAAGCCUUUGCACAAAAGAGUAGUCUCCAAAAUCACAAAAGAACACAUACUGGAGAGAAACCCUACAAAUGUCAUCAGUGUGAUAAGGCCUUUGCACAUAAUAGUAAUCUCCAAAAACAUAAAAGAACACAUACUGGAGAGAAACCCUAUGAAUGUGAUCACUGUGGUAGUGCUUUUGCAUAUCAUAGUUACCUUCAAAUACACAAAAGAACGCAUACUGGAAAGAAACCUUACAAAUGUCAUCAAUGUGAUAAAGCCUUUGCACACAACAGUACUCUCCAAAUACAUAAAAGAACACAUAGUAGAGAGAAACCUUACAAAUGUAAUUUAUGUGGUAAAGACUUUGCAGAUCACAGCAGUCUCCAAAAACAUAAAAGGAAACAUACUGAAGAGAAACCCUAUAAAUGUAAUCAAUGCAAUAAAGCCUUUGCAUAUAGCAAUAGUUUGCAAAAACAUAAAGGAACACAUACUGGAGAAAAACGCUAUGAAUGCAAUCAAAGUGGUAAAGUCUUUGGAUAUCAGCAUAGUCUUCUAAUACAUAAAAGAACACAUACUGGGGAGAAACCCUAUGAAUGUAAACUGUGUGAUAAAAACUUUGCAUGUCACAGACAUCUUCAAAUACAUAGAAGAACACAUACUGGAGAGAAACCCUACGAAUGUAACCUAUGUGGUAAAGCCUUUGCAUAUCAUAGUGAUUUUCUAAUACAUAAAAGAAUACACACUGGAGAGAAGCCUUAUGCAUGUGUUCAAUGUGGCAAAGCCUUUGCACGCCACAGUCAUCUUCAAAUUCAUAAAAGAGCACAUACUGGAGAGAAACUCUGA